CUCCAGCACCGAUCAAAUCUGCGAGCAGUGCCGCGAGAGACGCGUGUCUAGUGUUUAAGUAAAGUAAUUUAUUUCAAAGUUUUAAUACAAAUAUGAGGGAAAUCGUGCACAUCCAGGCCGGCCAAUGCGGCAACCAGAUCGGAGCUAAAUUCUGGGAGAUCAUCUCUGACGAGCAUGGCAUUGACCCUACCGGCGCGUACCAUGGCGACUCAGACCUGCAGCUGGAGCGCAUCAACGUUUAUUACAAUGAGGCCUCCGGUGGCAAGUACGUGCCCCGCGCCAUCCUUGUCGACCUCGAGCCCGGCACCAUGGACUCGGUGCGCUCUGGACCCUUCGGACAAAUCUUCCGACCUGAUAACUUCGUCUUUGGUCAGUCCGGCGCCGGUAACAACUGGGCUAAGGGCCACUACACAGAGGGCGCAGAGCUCGUCGACUCAGUUCUUGACGUAGUACGCAAAGAAUCAGAAUCAUGCGAUUGUUUACAAGGAUUCCAGCUCACACACUCCCUUGGUGGCGGUACCGGCUCCGGUAUGGGAACACUCCUUAUCUCCAAAAUCAGAGAAGAGUACCCCGACAGGAUCAUGAACACAUACUCAGUCGUCCCCUCGCCCAAAGUAUCAGACACCGUAGUAGAACCUUACAACGCCACACUCUCGGUCCACCAGCUCGUAGAAAACACAGACGAAACAUAUUGUAUCGACAAUGAAGCCCUAUACGACAUCUGUUUCCGCACGCUCAAGCUGUCUACACCCACCUACGGUGACUUAAAUCACUUAGUAUCCCUCACAAUGUCCGGUGUCACGACUUGCCUCAGGUUCCCUGGUCAACUGAACGCCGAUCUUCGUAAGCUAGCUGUAAACAUGGUUCCUUUCCCUCGUCUCCACUUCUUCAUGCCCGGAUUCGCUCCUCUCACAUCCCGUGGAAGCAGACAAUACCGUGCCCUCACCGUGCCUGAACUCACCCAGCAGAUGUUCGACGCCAAGAACAUGAUGGCGGCUUGCGAUCCGCGCCAUGGCCGUUACCUCACCGUCGCCGCCAUCUUCCGCGGUCGCAUGUCCAUGAAGGAGGUCGACGAGCAGAUGCUCAACAUCCAGAACAAGAACUCGUCCUACUUCGUCGAAUGGAUCCCCAACAACGUGAAGACCGCCGUGUGCGACAUCCCGCCACGUGGUCUCAAGAUGGCUGCCACCUUUAUCGGCAACUCGACCGCCAUCCAGGAGCUGUUCAAGCGCAUCUCGGAACAGUUCACCGCUAUGUUCAGGCGCAAGGCUUUCUUGCAUUGGUACACUGGCGAGGGCAUGGAUGAGAUGGAGUUCACCGAGGCGGAGAGCAACAUGAACGAUCUCGUCUCCGAGUACCAGCAGUACCAGGAGGCCACCGCCGACGAGGACGCCGAGUUCGACGAGGAGCAGGAGCAGGAAGUCGACGAGCACUAAACACUGAAACGUAGAAACUUUUAUCAAUUUAAACGCGUUACGCCAAAUGAGUAACAAAUUGAUUCCUACGUUAAAUUCAGAACCUGCUUUCUAACUUUUAACAGAUGCACAAUUUAACUAAUUAUCAGAAUUAUUAUGAUAUAUAAAACCAAAAUAUAAAUUGACGGCAUUUGUAUUCCAUCAAUACAUUCCUCGUGAUUCCAGCAAGACUCAUUGAGAGCUAGAUCUGAAUUUUAUAAAGGCUGAUCUAAAGUAGACAUUGCGUAUUUAUAAUGUUUGGAAACAAUUUGCCAAACGUAAAAAAUGUCCGCUUCAAUAACAGAAGUUAUUACAAUUGUUUUGAACAAAUAAUUUAAUGUAUACAAUGUGCCGGACGAGUAUGCAACCGGCAUUCUUAGUUAUUGGUCAUUGCGAGAAACAAGACAUCAGUUUACAAUGAAUUCACGCAAUGCCAGCCAGCGGUAUUCUCUUUCUGCAGCCAAAUACUCAGAAAAGGAACAUCAGACUUACAAAUGCAAAUUAAAAUUAAAAUGUCGGUUACAAACUUACCCUGUAUGCUGUAAUAAAGAUGUUUAUUUAUUAAAAACAAA
This is a messenger RNA of Papilio xuthus (Asian swallowtail), 2026 nucleotides long. RefSeq names its product tubulin beta-1 chain. NCBI's taxonomy places the organism in Eukaryota, Metazoa, Arthropoda, Insecta, Lepidoptera, Papilionidae. The coding region runs from base 93 to 1436 and encodes 447 amino acids. Gene Ontology annotation, molecular function: GTP binding; GTPase activity; structural constituent of cytoskeleton. Gene Ontology annotation, biological process: microtubule-based process. Gene Ontology annotation, cellular component: microtubule. The record is from RefSeq and is a predicted model, not a curated record. The transcript is spliced from 2 exons.